AUGAAUGUUGGGACUUCUGUUGAGGACAACGAGACACUAACCAUCUAUUUUUCCUGUCUGGAUGCCAUCUUGAGACCAACAGAGGUACUGAAAGAGAAUAUCAUUGUCAUGCAUGGAAAAGCCUUUCUAUUGAAACAUCUUCAAUUUUUUAACUCAAGGCAUACAUAUGCAUGCCCCCCUGGUCGAAAACAUGACAGCAUCCGUUUCCGUCGACUCUUAUGUCCAGACCCCUCUUGUGAGGUGUGUAACACCGCAACCUCUGAGAUCAGUCAGCUGCUGUUCCCAGAGGUCCUGGAAGAUGCUUCUCUCUUUGUGUCCCCUUUGGCCUCCACAGCUCUGGUGGCAGAUUCAUCACCCACUCUGUCACCUGCCUCCUCAGUAGCCCCUGCAGGAGACCUGAUACCAUCUUCCCUGCUUGUGUCUUCCCCACCACCCCUCUCCAUUCCCUCACCUAACCCAGUGACCCCUCUGGAUGAAUUUCUUGCACCCUCACCACUGGGCUACUCUCUCCCUCCAGAACCUUUCCCUCUCCUGGAUUCCCAAUUCCCAGUGACCCUUUCCUCACCCAAAUCCCCUCCCUUUCCCCCUCCUCUACCACAUUGCAUGCAGAGAGUAGAUCCUGCUCUCCAGACAGGGCUCCCUGUGCCACUCAAAACCAUGUACACAGUGGAUCCCAUCAUGUUCCCAGACAUUGGCCCCUUAUCAGACUUGGCUCAGACGGUGAACCUGGCUGGUUCAUAUGCUUGUCAGCAAGCACCACCCACCCUGCCUGUGUUACCAGCACCAGACUGCACCUUAACUGUCACUCAGUCUCAGUCAGUUUCCAUCCUACUGAAACCUGUGCAGGAGAAGCCAUCUGCAAACAGUGCUGGUGGGCUGUGUGCAUAUGUCCCAGCAAUGACAGGCAUUGACCAUUCAAGCCUGUCAAUUUCACAGUUCUCCUUGUGGCAGGCUCACGCUAAGAAGUUGUUUUGUUCCACCUUUCCACAAGGUGAAUUCAACCAAGAAUUUCUUGCACUUCGUUCUUCAGAGACAUCUUUUGGGAGACACCCUGCUGCCAACCUCAUUGAGCCAGGUAACCUCUCCUUUUCCAGUCCUGAGGUCUUGGCACUCCUAGAGCAACACAUUCAAAAUAAGAUCAAUUCCCUCAUGUGGGAGGAAAAAGAAAAAGGGUGUUCUUUCCUGAAGCAACCUAGGCCAGAAUACCAACUAAAUCCUACAGGAAAAAUGUCCCAGAUGGUUGCCAGUAAGGCUGAAUCAGUCUCCCUUUCUUUGCUGAAGAAUGAAAGUAGACCAAAGGAUCUGCAGAUGCAUGAGCAGUCCCUAAAUCCUAUGUCCUUCCAUAACAAUUUACUGCAAAAACCUAUCCAGUUCUUCUGUGGCCUCCCAUCUCUGCACAGUGAAUCCUUGUCCACUGCUAUCUAUCCCUCUAGGGACCUUUCCUCAAUCUGGAUUUUCAAUGGGAUUUUCAAUGCCUCCAUAGACCAAGAGCCCCUAGUACCUCUGCAUCCUUCCUCUUUAUCCUUACCUGAGGUCCAUUCUCCUAUAUCACGUCAAACCCCUCUGAAAUCACAGCUAACACCUGUCCUCAAGGUUGAGCCCCAGGCCACUCUUCAACUUCCACUAUCAAACAUAUCAACUGGUACUUUACCUCAGAUGAGGAUCUGUGGAGUAUUUUUCCAUAGACUCCAAGAAGAAGCAGAGCCCCUUUCCUCUUCUGAUAUUCAAAGUUUGGAGUGGCAUGUGUUGCAGAAGAGACUGACUAGUUUAUGGGGCUCAUCUUCACUGGUCCAAAGAUAUGAAGAGAACUUUAGUCCUUUACCUCCCAAAUCUCCUGCCCGCCAGGCCUCCCGAGUCCAUAUUUCAAUCUCCAUUCUUCCUGGAGAGUUUCCUCUUAGCAAAGAACUUCGAAAAAAACUAGAGCAUCACCUUAAAAAGAGGCUCAUCCAACACCGCUGGGGCCUACCCCACAGGAUCUAUGAAUCUUUGUCUCUUAUGAUGCCUCCAAAUGAUUUUGUACAGACAUCUGAGUCAGGGAACAAAUCUAAAUUCUCAGUGACCAUGCAGAAGAGUCAGAGCAAACAAAAUAUAACUGCUGGGUCAAGUCCAUCUGGAAGCUUUCAUGAGAUUUUCUCGAGUAUGUCUGUAUUAGAGGAAGAUUUGGGGGAAACUCAGGGGCAGGUCUCAGAGAAAAGGCCAAACAAACAUUCACUGAAUGACCCAGAAAAGAGUUCAGAUCUGGGUCUGGGGUCCAACUCUGAGGCAAAUCCUAACAAUUAUAUACUAAGUCAUUCAAGCAAAAAACAAAUAGCCUCAGAGGAGAGAGUGCCUCAUAAACAAUUUGAAAAUUCCCUCAAAGCACAUCUGAGUAAGAAAUUUGAGGAAAUCAAUGAGGGUCAAUUCCCAAAUGUUGUGCACAGUUCAUGGCACACCCUGCAACAGUCUGAGAAAUCUAACACUAAUGUAAAUCAGGGCAACUUGUCUUCAAUGGAUUUCUCCCUCAAGGCCACUAAGCAACAUCAUAUUCAAAAGUCUCAUAGGAAGGCAAGUGGCCUUUGCCCCAAAGUCAGUAAAUCUAUACAAAGGUCAUGCCAUUCCAACCUCCUCUCAGCCAACAUGAUUCCUGAGGGGAACUACAAAUCUGGGGAUCUCAAGAACUUUAGAGGCCUUUCUCAGGAAGAUAAAGUUGGAAUAAAAAAUGUAGGUUCUGUCUUUGAUCAUCAUGUCCCUGCCACCUCACCUAUAGGCAAAGAGGGACAGGGUGUCCUGAGACAAUCACCCUUUGAUAACAACCAGGAACUUGUAGAAGUCCAGAGAAGUAAGGGUGACAGACCUAGUCUUCUGCCUGUCAAACGCAACCUCAUAGAAAGUCAGAGACAGAGUUUUCUACCCAACAGAAGCCCCCAAAAGCUGCCCUCAUGGCAAGCUGCGGAUAGACAGGAACCAAAGUUUCAUAGCAUCAGCUCCAGUGACAGAUUAGAAAUGCCAGAAAGAAAAGAGAUAGCAAAUAAAGAGCUUUUUUCCAAUGCUGCAAUAUCCAGGGAGAUAUUUAGGGCCAAGGAGCUCGAUGCUCUUCAAUCAGAAGAUAGUACCAUCUUGAUAGGGUACAGACCUGGAAGUUCUCAAACACUAAGUGCCAAUGAGAGAAAAGCAGCAAGCACAAAGCGCCUGCCACCAAAAAUAUCAGUUCUCCCAGAUAGUAAUUCACCGGAGCUGAAAGAAAAAUUGAUUGAUGAAUUAAAGCUGGAGUUAAAGAGCAGGGAAAAACAGUUGGCCCAAGGCCAACCUGUGGACAUGUCCUCUACUUCAGAUAGCUUGACUCAUGAGGACUCACUGACUCACGCCCAGGGUUUUUUCACAGGGGAUGAGGAAACUUCCCAAGUGCUGCACGUCUAUAUGGAGGACAGUGGGUUCAGUAUGGAGCAGGAGAAAGAGCCGUGGGUUCCUGAACAUGUGUUGAGGUGCCAGGAUAAGGACUUUCCCCCAGAUGUAAUGAGCACGAAUUGUACUGGUCCCAAAUCAGCAGCAGAGCUUGGUGGAGGGGAUGCAGAACAGGCAUCACCGCAACCUGGAAGCAGGUGUUUCCCUUCUAAGUACAUACCACUCAAGGUGUAUGAGAGCAAGAAUUCUAAGCUCUCACCACGGAAGGGACAACAUCCUCCUGAAAAUCUUUUCAGACAAAAAUUUAAAGAUUUUUGGCAAUGGAUCUAUCCUAGAACAAAGUACAUGAAACAGAAUUCCCAGGUGAAGGGCAGUUCCAUAUCAUCUCCACAGAGCAGAGGCCCAAUUAAAAGUAGAGCUGCCACUACCAGGAAGAUUGACACCCAGAAAUAUAUUAAUGACACUGGAAAACCCCUAGACAAGAAAGUGGGGCACAGGCAUGCAAACUAUACCACCAGCCUUGAAAAGUCGUCUCUUCCACCAGGGAAGUCUGGGAUCAAACAGAAGACAGAAGGGAAAGCUCAGAAAGUGUGCACUCAUGGGUAUUUUUUCAACCCCAAGGCUGUCUCCUCUAUUGUCAUAAAUUGCAAUUCUUGUUCCCAAGCACCAGUCAUUGCUGGUCUGGCUAACCCUGCAAGUCAAGGUGUGAGAGGCACUGACAGACAUCCCCAGAAAGCAUUUAAAGAUACUGUGGUGUGUCCAAGGCACAACCUUCACAUGGUCCAAAGGAGGUCUCUGGCCCCUACAAUCCCCCCCUGCAGGUGGCAGGCUGAUCAGUGUUCUAAACUUAAAGGCUUUGCGCUGAGUGACAUGUCAUUUCAGAGAAAUCAGUUAUUUAAACAGAAAAUGAUCCUUCAGAAAUUCCAGGGAUGGCAAGUUCUCAACCAAAAGCAAAUUCUCUAUGGAGACUACUGA
This is a messenger RNA of Erinaceus europaeus (western European hedgehog), 4356 nucleotides long. RefSeq names its product spermatogenesis-associated protein 31D4-like. The transcript has 3 exons. Bases 1 to 4356 code for a protein of 1451 amino acids. Lineage: Eukaryota; Metazoa; Chordata; Mammalia; Eulipotyphla; Erinaceidae. The record is from RefSeq and is a predicted model, not a curated record.